AUGACAAGCAACAAAUUAUUGUAUAGUUCUGGAAACACAAGAAAAAACCGUCUGUUUACAACAAAUGUUGAUCAACUAGUCUCUCAACUAACUAUGAAUAUUCUUGCCCUUCUCCUCUUCGUUCUUCUUGCUAUCACAGCUCCAAUUGUCGAGGCUGGAAAACGCUGCCACACGAGCGAGCAGUGCGACUACGAGUCAGCCUGCUACGAAGGACACUGCUACACCAUCGAUGAGAUGUUCGAAAAGUUCGAUUUAAAGAAAUAA
Caenorhabditis briggsae is the source of this 264-nucleotide messenger RNA. The coding region runs from base 1 to 264 and encodes 87 amino acids. Lineage: Eukaryota; Metazoa; Nematoda; Chromadorea; Rhabditida; Rhabditidae. The record is from RefSeq and is a predicted model, not a curated record. The transcript has 2 exons.